Molecule: messenger RNA, 5342 nt
Organism: Oncorhynchus kisutch (coho salmon)
Lineage: Eukaryota; Metazoa; Chordata; Actinopteri; Salmoniformes; Salmonidae
Gene: gnmt
Product: glycine N-methyltransferase
Exons: 6
Coding region: 243-1127 (294 amino acids)
Biological process (GO): S-adenosylmethionine metabolic process; regulation of gluconeogenesis; one-carbon metabolic process
Cellular component (GO): cytosol
Molecular function (GO): S-adenosyl-L-methionine binding; identical protein binding; glycine binding
Source: RefSeq, a predicted model, not a curated record
CAAUCAGAAAGAAGGCGUGAGUAUACAGGCGUCUCAUUGGGCUAAAGUUUCGCUUCCAGUUUAUCUCUAGCUAGUAUAAAUAAUAAUAACACCGUUAAGAUUUAGGUGGAGAAAGGCUAGACAAAAAAAAAAAAACGGAUAUCCAAUAUAUAAUACGUGCCUGACUAUUUUCAUAAAUAUUCCAUUAGUCUAGAAUUCGAUAUUUCUGCACAAAGUAGCAGUGUGAUCCCUGAAGAUAAAGAAUGUCAGUCGACAGUGUGUUUCGGACGCGUUCUCUCGGCGUUGCUUCCGUGGGGCUUCCUGAUCAAUAUGCCGACGGAAAAGCAGCAAAGGUGUGGCAGCUGUACAUCGGAGACACGCGGAGUAGAACGGAAGAAUACAAAAGCUGGGUGGUGUCCCUGCUAAAACAGCACGGUGUGCAAAGGAUACUGGAUGUUGCCUGCGGCACAGGCGUGGACUCCAUCAUGUUGGUUGAGGAGGGAUUUAAGAUGACGAGCGUGGACGCCAGCGACAAAAUGCUCAAGUACGCGCUGAAGGAAAGGUGGGAGAGAAGAAAAGAGCGUGCCUUUGACCAGUGGGUGAUUGAAGAGGCCAACUGGCUGACGCUUACAGAAGAUGUGCAGAAGCCAGGGAAUGGGUUUGAUGCAGUCAUCUGCCUGGGAAACUCCUUCGCUCACUUGCCAGACUUCAAAGGGGACCAGAGUGAUCAGAAGUUAGCACUGCAGAAUAUCGCCAGCAUGGUGAGACCAGGGGGCAUCCUAAUCAUUGACCACCGUAACUACGACUAUAUUCUGGAGACAGGACGAGCGCCCCAGGGCAAGAACAUCUACUACAAGAGUGAUCUUACUCAGGACAUCACCACCUCUGUGCUGUGGGUCGACAACAAGCCUCACAUGAUCACCCUGGACUAUACCGUACAGGUACCAGAGGGCCCACAGAGUUCCCCCGAACUUAGCAAAUUCCGCCUGUCCUAUUACCCUCACCGUAUUGACAACUUCAAAGAGAUCCUGACGGGAGCCUUCCACGGGAAGUGUGAGCACAGUGUCUACGGCGACUUCAAGACCUACACCCCCGGCCAGAGCCAGGCCCCCUGCUACUUCAUCCAUGUGGUCAAGAAGACCGCUUAGGGACCCCACAAAACUUUCCCACGAUUUUGUAUCUCAACCCUCAUUAUUUCUCCCUACACUUUCUGUCAUGUCUCUUCUGCUGACCCUUCUGUUCAAACCACCUCUUCUCCCUUUCUGAACCAAAACAAACCUGAGCCCAAAUGCCCAUAUUCAUGCUGUUCGAUCCCUUGGUCUUUCAGGGGCUUUUAACUCUCAGGCAACGCAAGAGACGAGACACUCAACAGCCAUCUUGAGUGAUGUGGAAGCAUCUACCAACCAUGCUUGGUAGUAUUUUGUCUGCCGGUGAUUGUCGAGCAAAUAACUGCCGGUCUCACCGUAAUUUACAAUUAAUUUACAUAAACACGUUUAGCAUCUCCUGGCUUUCACACAGCCACUGAUGCAGACCUUUUGGAACAUCUACAUUUAAUCACAACUCUAAUAAAUACAUUUAAUAUAGCAUACACCAUCACAAUAAAUCCAUUAUUUAUUUUAGACCAGUCUAAAGAAACAUAUGAAGAAAAUGUAGUCUUUUUCAGAAGAACAGAAUAGCAUACUCUGAGGUGUCCUUGUUAGACUCUGAUCUGGCUAUGCCAAAUGUCUGUGGGCUACACUAGUUCAUUUAGCAGAUAAGUUUCUUAGAAUUCUGUGGCAUUAUUUUAUAGUGUGAAGAAUACAUUUGAACGUGGCUGAAUAAAAUAGAAAGUAUAUUUUCUCUAAACCGUUACCGAGAGAGUGCACACAUGCAGCUAUUCUGUGUUGAGCGGUUAACAAAGAAACAGGUCCUCCGAAAUGCUUAAUUUAGUUAGUUAUGCAACUUUAUUUGUGAUAUGUUUAGAUUUUAGGCUGCAUGAAGAGACUAAUGAAUUCUUUAAAGUCUCAUGAAAUCCAAGAGCUCUGCUUUGUUUCUUAUGCAGGCUGCACACACUUCAUCAGUCUCUUAUUCACAAUUUGACAAACACUUGAUAAUAUUCUCACCAGGCCUCAAAUUUCCUAACGGCAUCCCCCUUGUGUGGCCGUAAUGCCAUUUAAAACAAAUCAUGCCAUUUGCGGCCAAUGUGGCCGUUGUGUCCUGAAUAUAAUUAUAAUUCACCUGGCAGUCGUGCUCUGACGCACCUCUUACUCACAUGGCUCUCUGAUAUCUCAAUUCUCACAUGCAUCUCAGCCCCGAAGUAGGCUACAAGUGAAGACGGACACAUCAGAGGUGCAUAUUGAAGAUGUUAAAACUGUCUAUAUUUUACUUUUUGUCAGCCAACAAGAUGAGUAGGCCUAACGAACAGCAAAAGCACUAGCCUAAGUAGAUCUCCCAUAGGACAAAAGUUGAUCUAUUCUAUUGGUCAACUUGUACUUCUGUGCGAGAAAUAAAUAUUCCAAACAUACUCUGAGACAGUUGUGGGAUGUGAUAGAUCACAAAUUACUACAACCACUCGCAUCAAAAAACCUUUAAAAGCAAUGAGGCUGACGCAACAGAUCUGAACGUUAAUCUUAAAAUCUUGUUAGGCUACUUCACAUUUGUAAGUGCAGCAAUUCUCACACUGCAGUAGGCUAUAGGUGUGAAUGUUCCAAAAUGCAAUCCAUAAGCAGGAAAACACUUCUCAAAUGUGAUUUAUGCAUGUAAUGCAUUAUAUAAAGGUGUAUUUUUAUGGUGAAAAUUAUCUUCACCAAACUCACGUGCUGCCUAUGUAUGCCAGUUUAGGCUCCACACAGGUUGUAAAGCAGACUUUAGUUAUGAUAUACACCUUUUUGAUUAGGUUUGUAUAAUGAAGUAAUUUAAAAAAAGGAUGUGCUCUUUCUUGCCUUACUGCACACAUUCACAAGUGAUAGGCUACUAUUUUCACACAUCAGACUGUUCUUAAUUUAAUCCUGUCUUUACAUAAUACUAAAUAAUGUGUGUGAAAUUAGUUUUGAUUUAGAAUGUACCAUUAUCAUAUCAUCAGGAAAAAAUACAUGUCAUAUAAACUUAAAUGGCGAGUGGAGGAUGCUUUUCCCAUGGUUCAUUUUCAUGCCAGCCAGGUAGGAUAUACUCCUGUUGUAAAGUGAAGCAAUGUGCUUAAUAUUGGGAAUGUUGAGAAAUAAAUAUAUUAGGCCGAGCCUCUAGAAAGCUGAUGAGAUCCUCUUUUUAGGCAAUUGCGUAGCCUAAAGAAAUGUUGUGCAACAUGAGCCCAUGGGCUCAUGAAGUGUUUGAUUAGAUUUUCGAAAACAUUUGCAUUGAUGUCAGAGUGAUUAGAGGGACAAUAGAGUGCUUAUUACCAGGCAGUUAGCAAGUUUAGUAGGCUACUAACGAUCAGCAGCACUUUGAGUUUGGAGAAGCCUAGUUACCAUGACUAAAGGGUCACAUGGAAUUUGACUGCGGUCAAACUCGUGACCGCAGGUGUGGCGGUAAUACGGUCACCCAUAACAGCCCUACUUGGGAGUUAAUGCUCAAAGGCAUGAGCCUUCGGUUUAUAGCGAAUGCAUCUGAGUCCCAUUGUUAAAGUUGCACUCGUUGUCCCAUGUAAGUCCCUCAUUGCAAAAGCUUAGAGCACCAUCUCUGUCACACUUUUCUCCCCUAAUGAUUACAACGAUCCUCCUUUCAAGUUCUGUAUUCAGACUUCAGUUAUUUUGCAUUGCACCACACACUCUGAGGUCAGAAGACCGUUGCAUGAGUGAAGGCAUGGUGGACAUUUUGUUAGGUUUUGCAAUGCUGUGCUCACCUGAAAUCGACUUUUCAUUUUCUGCGGGACGAUAAACCUAGUGAAGUAACAAGUCUCUACUGGAACUGAAUUAACAAUAGCUUUUUUUCACCGAUUUUGUUUUCAUCUGAGUUAUUUGCAUAUGUUUGGAAAUCCCACUUUGUCCACAAAUUCCUCGUCGAAAUUAGACUGCUUUUCCCACCUCUGAUUUUUGCCCCAGGAAUUUGGAGUGUACUGUGAAAAUGUUCAAUCAAAAAGGCCUCCCUUUGUGUCUCCGAUAUUAAUUUUAAAACUUUAAUCGGCUUGUUGGUCAGCCAAAAACAGUUUGUACUUUUGGUGGGGUAUUUUGAGGAAUGCGCUUAGACUCCUACACAAGGAAAGUGUUGUAGACACCACUGUGAGCUGAUAAACCAAAAUAAGGAUCUAUGUCCCCCUCUGCUGGUUGAGUAUAAUACAAAGAAUGAAUUAAGUUUCUCUUUAAAAUGUUCCAAUGGGCAUUGAAGAUGUACAGUACUAAAAACAACUAUCGGCCAAUUACUUUAACUUUUGUAUAGACUUAUUUUGAUCCAAGUUUUAUUCCCCGUUAAUCGCCUUUGCAAAAUCCAGGGAUUAUUCAAAUGGACUGAUUUGGCCAUAAGUGACCCUUGCAAGGUACUGAAAUGUUUUUUUUCCACUGACAAAUCUUUGAGCUUGCUCUACUCGCAAAGAAAUGCUUUACUUCAUGAAUAUAUUUUCAUGAUCCAAAGAUUUGAUUGUUCUAAUGACAGCACACUUGCUUAAUUUUUAUUAAUAUUUCACUCUCAACUCUGAAUAUGGUUCAUCUUAACUUUCCUCAAAGAAGAUUAGACAUUAUUCAUAAAAAUUGGUCAUAACAAACCAAAAUGGGACAUUUUAUUUUUUUAGCUUGUGAAUAAAAUAAAAGUGUAAUUGUAAAUAUGUAAUAUCAUUAUGUUGAAUAUUAAACAUAACAUUUUAUUGAAUUGUCCAACCCUUUUGGCCAAAUUUGAAUUGUUCUGAAUUCGGAAGCAUUUUGUCAUUUUAAGACAGUGAUUUAACAAUUCAGUUUGUAAAAUGUGUACGUUUUGGUAGUGAUAAUUAUUAUUAUUUUUAAAUAAUGAGCUGCAGGACAACAAUGGAACAUUAUAUUUGGUUAUGGUAUUGGUAAAUUCUCAAAUGUUUUGUUGCCUAAUCACAACCUCAUGGUUAUCCUGCAGAUUUUAAAUGAUCUAAUAGGCAAUGGCUAAAGCAUUAGUGAAAUGCUUUUUAUUGAAAAUUCCACAUCAGAAGGCAAGGUGAAGCAAAGAGCACAUGGGGUUGAUUUUGAGUUUAGUCGUUGAGUUUAAAUGCUGAGAAGUUAGUAAGGUUUAAGUGGUUAGAAUGAAUAUAUUUUUAGGCUUUGAUUGUAUUUGUGACUGUAUAAAUACAAAAAAUAUCUUCCCUUGCAGAGAAGUUUUCUUUAAACAGUCUUACUCUGUCAAGCCUUUACAACAAAAUGUUUAAAAUGUUUUUUCCUUAUGUGAUUAUUGGAAUUGUUUUAUUGGACUGGAAUACAGAAGCUUUUAAGGAA